Messenger RNA from Lagenorhynchus albirostris (white-beaked dolphin), 576 nucleotides. Its product is annotated as rRNA 2'-O-methyltransferase fibrillarin-like. The record is from RefSeq and is a predicted model, not a curated record. Gene Ontology annotation, molecular function: rRNA methyltransferase activity; RNA binding; histone H2AQ104 methyltransferase activity. Lineage: Eukaryota; Metazoa; Chordata; Mammalia; Artiodactyla; Delphinidae. Gene Ontology annotation, biological process: rRNA methylation; box C/D sno(s)RNA 3'-end processing. Gene Ontology annotation, cellular component: Cajal body; nucleolus; box C/D methylation guide snoRNP complex.
AUGGGUCUGGCGGAAUUUUUCAGCAAAACCCCCUUCCAUUCCAAGCUGUCUGCAGCAGUCUUGGGCUCUGUGGACCAGAUCCGCAUCAAGCCAGGGGCCAAGGCGCUCUACCUCAGGGCUGCCUUGGGUACCACGCUCUCCCAUGUCUCUGACAUCAUAGGCCAACAGGGUCUGGUCUGUGCAGUUGAGUUUUCCCACUGCCCCGGCUGUGACCUCAUUAAUUUGGCCAAGAAGAGAACCAACAUUAUUCCUGUCAUUGAAGAUGCUCAGCACUCACACAAAUACCACAAGCUCAUUGCAAUGGUGGAUGUGAUCUUUGCCGACAUGGCCCAGCCAGACCAGACCCAGAUUGUAGCCCUGAAUGCCCACACCUUCAUAUGUAAUGGAGGACACUUUGUGAUUUCCAUUAAGUACAGUUGCAUUGACUUCACAGCCUCUCCCGAGGCCAUAUUUGUCUCUGAAGAAAAGUUGCAACAGGAGACAAUGAAGCCCCAGGAGCAGUUGACUUUAGAGCAAUAUGAAAAAGACCACCCUGUGGUCAUAGGUGUGUACAAGCCACACCCCAAUGUGAGCUGA